CCCUUAAUUUUCGUAAUUUUCUCAGGAAUUUAAAUCAAAAAUUAAAUUAAUUAAAUUUUAAGUAUUCGAUAAAUGAAAUGUGGCAGGCGCAAAAGUUUUGCUAUUGUAUAAGCUUACAAAUCGGCUGCAUAAUCAUAUCAUUUUUUACCCUUUUUCUGUGUACGGGACACCUGGUUGAAUACUUCCGAUUGCAGGAGAAUGACUGGGUAAUGCUUCUGUGGGGAUUAUUGCAUUUAGUUGCCUCUCUGUGUUUAUCUUACUCUGUGCUAAUGCAUAGAGCUCUCGUCGCUAUUUUAAUUUACUUAAUAAUCGAGACAGUCUACUUGAUAUACGCGAUUAUUUAUGCCUCGGUAUCCUCUGCCUUGAAGACGAAUACAUAUUCAAAUUAUGGUUUGACGUACAGUAUUGUGUUCUGGAGUUUUGUAGUACUAAUUUGUGUGAUAACCACAUACUUCCUAUAUAUUAUAACAUCAUAUUAUUGUUUGCGAAGGCAACAGCGCAAUGCUGCAAAUACACAAGCUUAAUACAA
Drosophila takahashii is the source of this 529-nucleotide messenger RNA. Lineage: Eukaryota; Metazoa; Arthropoda; Insecta; Diptera; Drosophilidae. The record is from RefSeq and is a predicted model, not a curated record.